AUGACGAGCGCCUCGUUCCGAAAUGAGAGCAGCUCAGAGUUUCAGAAUCGUAACCAUGAAAGGACCGAGGGCGGAGCAGCGUGUGUCGGCGUGUGUCAGCGUGUGUCGGCAUGUGUCGGCGUGUGUCGGCAUGUGUUGGCGUGUGUCGGCGUGUGGCUACGUGUGUCGGCGUGUGUCGGCGCGUGUUGGCGUGUGGCGGCGUGUGGCUACGUGUGUCGGCGUGUGUCGGCGUGUGUCGGCGUGUGGCUACGUGUGUCGGCGUGUGUCGGCGUGUGUCGGCGUGUGUCGGCGUGUGUCGGCGUGUGGCUACGUGUGUCGGCGUGUGGCUACGUGUGUCGGCGUGUGGCUACGUUUGUCGGCGUGUGUCGGCGUGUGGCUACGUGUGUCGGCGUGUGUCGGCGUGUGUCGGCGUGUGGCUACGUGUGUCGGCGUGUGUCGGCGUGUGGCUACGUUUGUCGGCGUGUGUCGGCGUGUGGCUACGUGUGUCGGCGUGUGUCGGCGUGUGUCGGCGUGUGGCUACGUUUGUCGGCGUGUGUCGGCGUGUGUCGGCGUGUGGCUACGUGUGUCGGCGUGUGUCGGCGUAUGUCGGCGUGUGUCGGCGUGUGUCGGCGUGUGUCGGCGUGUGUCGGCGUGUGUCGGCGUGUGUCGGCGUGUGGCUACGUGCUCUAUCUCGAUCUAUUCCAUGGUUAA
Messenger RNA from Notolabrus celidotus (New Zealand spotty), 690 nucleotides. Its product is annotated as keratin-associated protein 10-8-like. NCBI's taxonomy places the organism in Eukaryota, Metazoa, Chordata, Actinopteri, Labriformes, Labridae. The coding region runs from base 1 to 690 and encodes 229 amino acids. The record is from RefSeq and is a predicted model, not a curated record. The transcript has a single exon.